AAGACGCUGGGGCCCACCCGGAAUGGAGCCCUGGGAGAGGAAUGCGGAGAAUUCCACAGCACGUGGGCGGUUGGUGGCAGCUUCGGCUCAGUCCUGCGAGAGGAGACCUGGUCCCAGAGAGCAGCUCCAGGACAACCUCCAGGGGACAGUGAUGGACCAGGCUGCCACGCGGGACUCCGACAGGAGCCCAGAGCGGUGCUGCUCGACCUCACAUCCUCCCGGCUGCGUGGAGGGCCCCUGGAGCUGGUCCCAAUCUGUUUCCUUCUAUUCUUCGACAGGAAGCUCCAGGAGAGCCGGCCCCCACCCCACCCCGCCCCUGCACGCCUGCCCUUCCCCGCGAUGGACAGAGCCUGCACUGAGUGGCUGCCCGCCGGCCACACAGCCAGCUGACAUGGGCACCCGCAGAGCCGCGCCGCUGCGCUGGGCCAUCCUGGGCUUGCUGAUGCUCCGAGGCCACAACUCCCAGCCCAUGACAACUCCGACUUCUCAGGGAACCCUCAGCAGUCAGAGUCUGGUCACAGAGCCGACUUCUCCAACCACAGGAAACAAAUCUUCCUCAGAGCCUGGCACCCCUAAGCUUCUUUUGUCCAGCACCAGAACCCCAGCACCUACACAGAAGGCCUCACCUGGCCCUCUGGUGUCGAGUAAGGCUGGAACACCUAGGGCAAGCACCGAGGAUGGGCACGCCCUGUCCCUGCUGGGCCUGACCCAAUCCCAGCCGCAGAGGAGCACAUCAGAACUUGAAUCAUCUCAAAAUGCUACUCCCAAUGCAAUCACCAUGAGCCUGAGGACAAGGGGAGACUUGACCAUCCUGCCCAGCCCCACGUCAGAAACGGUGCUCACUGUGGCUGCCUUUGGUGUCAUCAGCUUCAUCGUCAUCCUGGUGGUGGUAGUGAUUGUCCUAGUGGCUGUGGUCAGUCUCAGGUUUAAAUGUCGGAAGAACAAGGAUGCUGAAGACCCCCAGAAGCCAGGGAGUUCGGGGCUAUCUGAAAGCUGCUCCACUGCCAAUGGAGAGAAACACAGCAUCACUCUCAUUUCCAUGAAGAACAUCAACAUGAAUAACAGCAAAGCCUGCCCCUCAGCGGAGAAGGUUCUUUAAAAGUGACUUUGGCGUCCCUAUGGGUCCAAGGAUGAUGCAGCUGCUCUGAGGAGGAAAAAAUGAGAUUGGUGGGGGCAGUGAACCACACAUAAAUUAUUUUAUUGUUUCAUGUCUGCUCCCUGAUUAAAGGACUCUGGCGUUCCUCCAGUCUGGGAGCAAGCUUCCCAUAUAAGAACCUCCUUCCCACAAGGACAGCCAUUCCAGUCACGGCCGCCUGCUCAGAAUCACAGGACAGAGAGUCUGUGGAGCAAGAGCGAGGCAGAUGCAGAGAUGGACUGAUCCUUUCUACUUGCAUUAAAAUUAUUUUCUGGGGCUGGGGAUGUAGCUCAGCAGCACAGCACCUGCCUGGCAAGUGCAAGGUCCUGAGUUUGAGUCCCAGUACCAAAAGAAUAAAAUAAAAUAAUUUUCUGGCCUGUAA
Cavia porcellus (domestic guinea pig) is the source of this 1517-nucleotide messenger RNA. RefSeq names its product endothelial cell surface expressed chemotaxis and apoptosis regulator (gene Ecscr). The transcript has 10 exons. Lineage: Eukaryota; Metazoa; Chordata; Mammalia; Rodentia; Caviidae. The coding region runs from base 23 to 1099 and encodes 358 amino acids. Gene Ontology annotation, cellular component: plasma membrane; cytosol. Gene Ontology annotation, biological process: negative regulation of angiogenesis; positive regulation of endothelial cell apoptotic process; positive regulation of proteasomal protein catabolic process. The record is from RefSeq and is a predicted model, not a curated record.